GGUGGGAGCCUGGGCCAGGUCCCGGGCUGCGUCACGGGCGCUGGGCCUCGGCCCGAUCCCGGGUGCGGUACUGGGCCCCGGCUGGGCCCGGGAUGCAGGGUCAAGCCGGGUACCGGGCACCUGUGGGUGCUGGAGGUGAACUGUCCCCGCUGGGGCCGUGGGCAGGCUUGGCCCUGGGGCAGCAGAGCAUGGGGACAGGGGCGGAGGAGCAUCUCUGCCUUGGGGUCAGGGGCAAUUAGACAAAGCGCCGCCUUGGGGACAGGGAUCCAGGGACACCCCUGCCUUCGGAACAGGGGCAGUGGGAUGUCCCUGUCGUGGGUGACACGGCCCCAUUCCCCAGACAGCACGCUCACCUUGCAGGCGUUGUCGCCCAAGCCUGGCACCAUGGACAAACACAUCACUCCAGGGGAGCUGCUGUGUCUGGGCUCCAGCCUCGCCUUCUCUGGCCUCUUCUACUACCUGUACAGGAGGAAAUCCAGAGUCGUGACUCGCAUACAGGAGGCCCCAAAGCUCCAGGUCGAUGACAAUUUGCCAGCCCUGGUGUCUGCAGCUGCGGGGCGGUGCCUGCCUUAUGUUGCCCUGGAAGGCAUAGUGCUGCCAGCCCAGGCUGCACUGACCAGCCACUACCAUGAGGGGCUGCAGGGCGUGAUCCAGAAACUGCAGCUGAAGGAGCAUCGGCUGAUCUGGAACAGCUUGGCCCGGAGCUGGAGCGAGAGCGAGCGGGUGCUCUCAGAGCAGAUCUACACCGUCCCCUUCCUGCUGGCCUCGCCGGGCCCUGAGGCAGCCACGCAGGUGAGUGUGGACAGCCCGCUCCAAGCCGUGUGCCUGCCCCUGGAGAUGGUGUACGAGCGGUUCCAGCAGCCAUCGCACGGCUUCCGCGACCUGCUGGGCCAGUACCUGAUCGGGGAGAAGCCCAAGGGCAUCCUGGAGACAGAGGAGAUGCUGCGGGUGGGGGCCGGGCUGACGGGCAUCGGGGAGCUGUCCCUGCAGCCCGACGGCUCGCUGCACCUCCAGCCGCCGGCCCAGGGAGGCGAGUUUUUCCUGUGCCUGGGGGACUGGCAGACGGUGCUGUCGGAGCUGGAGUCGGCCAGCGGGCUCUGGAAGGGGGCAGCGUUGCUAUGCGCGGCCGCGGGGCUGGCCGUCCUCCUGCACGCCCUGUGCCGCGCCUACCGCCGCUCCCGCCCCGGGCAGCAGCCCGAGGACAAGGAGCUGGAUGGGGAGGAGGGCGGCGACCGGGCACCCGAGGACUCGUGCGUGGUGUGCCUGUCGCGGCCCCGCGAGUGCGUCCUGCUGGGCUGCGGCCACAUCUGCUGCUGCUUCCGCUGCUUCCAAGCCUUGCCCACCCGCCUCUGCCCCAUCUGCCGGGGCCCCAUUGACCGCGUGGUGCCCCUCUACCAGGCCUGAGAGCACCUGGGGGUGCCCAGGCAGGGGCAGCGUGAUCCGGGCCAAGCCUGGAGCCUGCAGAAAUCUCAGCUGUCUCCUCGUGUGCAGCUGUGCAAUUCCUUUUGGGAGGGAGAGGUCUUGGUGUGCCCUUCAAUCUGCUCUGGAGAGGAGGGGAAUUACAGCCUCCUCAUCCUCCCUUUGUCUGCCAGAAGGACCCCCCUAAACGUGAAGGCUUGGGGAAAAUCUACACAAUGCCUGAGCUGAGGAGCUGAGACCCCAACCCCACACUGGGGCACUACUUUGGCUGCCAGCUAUUGGACUUGUGUCUCUUUCUGAGCCAUGACCUCCCAAAAGC
Messenger RNA from Camarhynchus parvulus, 1738 nucleotides. Its product is annotated as mitochondrial ubiquitin ligase activator of nfkb 1-A-like. The record is from RefSeq and is a predicted model, not a curated record. The coding region runs from base 304 to 1404 and encodes 366 amino acids. Gene Ontology annotation, molecular function: ubiquitin-protein transferase activity. Lineage: Eukaryota; Metazoa; Chordata; Aves; Passeriformes; Thraupidae. Gene Ontology annotation, biological process: protein ubiquitination; organelle organization. The transcript has 4 exons.